AUUUCCACUUCUCCCUCUCUCUUUCUUUCUCUUUCUCUUAUACACACACACACACACAAAUUUCUCUCCCUCUAUCUCACACAAACGAAUUCUCUCUCAUACACACAUAGAUCACUGGCAGAGAACAAAGAUUAGAGAGAGUUGGCCUUUUAAAUUCGUGUUCAUGCACGCCGUUUGGUUCACUCCAUCACCGCUCGUCCUCCUCCCCACUUCUAAGAACAUGCAGCUUAGUCACCAUAUUGCUAGGUUAGUUAAAGACCCAAGAACCCAAAGGCCCAAAGGUUUUGGCUUUGUCACAUACGAAUCAGAGGUAGAGGCUCAGAAGGCUUUGAAGGCCAUGAAUGGCAGGAUAGUUGAUGGAAGACUGAUAUUUGUGGAAGUUGCAAAGACUGAAAAACCUGGAGAGGAUGCUAGCUCACAAUAAUAAGGCUCUUUUUUUUUUUUGGCUCCAUGCGGAGAUCUGUGUGACAAAUGCCGUUGAGAUUUAGUGUCAAAUGACUAAUAGAUAGUGUAAAACAAAGUAGCCCCCCAAUUUUUUUCAAUUCUUCUCUUCUUGCUACCAAAAGAAAGAAAUAAUAUGCAUAUUUCUUUGGAAAUUAGAAUGCAU
Messenger RNA from Quercus robur (English oak), 607 nucleotides. Its product is annotated as organelle RRM domain-containing protein 6, chloroplastic-like. Gene Ontology annotation, molecular function: RNA binding. Lineage: Eukaryota; Viridiplantae; Streptophyta; Magnoliopsida; Fagales; Fagaceae. Gene Ontology annotation, biological process: positive regulation of mRNA splicing, via spliceosome. Gene Ontology annotation, cellular component: spliceosomal complex. The transcript has 3 exons. The record is from RefSeq and is a predicted model, not a curated record. Bases 164 to 424 code for a protein of 86 amino acids.